Molecule: messenger RNA, 1217 nt
Organism: Exaiptasia diaphana
Lineage: Eukaryota; Metazoa; Cnidaria; Anthozoa; Actiniaria; Aiptasiidae
Product: phosphoenolpyruvate phosphomutase
Exons: 7
Coding region: 78-1040 (320 amino acids)
Molecular function (GO): phosphoenolpyruvate mutase activity
Source: RefSeq, a predicted model, not a curated record
UAUUCCCGGUGUCCGGUGUCGUAAACUACCUGUAGAGGUUCAGUUUUACAGUUUUUAUACAACUCUCAUUCAACAAAAUGCUACGUCCAAUUCUUUCACGAUCUUCAGGCAUUGCUCGUUCAGUAACUUCAAAUGUAAGAAUGCUAAGCUCUCAGUCAAGCAGUAUAGCAAAGACAACUCAACUCAAGUCAAUGCUAGAAUCUCCUGACCUUGAGUUCAUUAUGGAGGCUCACAAUGGACUUUGUGCUAAAAUUGUGCAAGAAGCAGGUUUUAAAGGUAUCUGGGGAAGUGGUUUGUCUAUAUCAGCUCAGCUGGGAGUUCGAGACAGCAAUGAAGCUUCUUGGACCCAGGUUGUUGAUGUUCUUGAGUUCAUGAGUGAUGCAACAGACAUUCCAAUCUUACUGGAUGCUGAUACAGGUUAUGGGAACUUCAACAAUGCCAGACGGCUAGUUCAGAAACUUGAGAUGAGAGGUAUUGCAGGAGCCUGCCUGGAAGACAAACUGUUUCCAAAAACUAAUUCACUUCUAGAUGGGCGUGCUCAACCUCUUGCUGAUAUUGAUGAAUUUGCAUUGAAAAUUAAGGCCUGUAAAGAUACUCAGACAGACCCUGAUUUUUGUAUCGUGGCAAGAGUAGAGGCAUUCAUUGCAGGGUGGGGGCUAGAUGAAGCAUUAAAGCGUGCCGAGGCUUAUCGUAAUGCUGGUGCAGAUGCAAUCCUUAUGCACAGCAAGAAGUCAGAUCCUUCUGAUAUUGAAGCUUUUAUGAAAGCAUGGAAUAAUCAGGGUCCAGUAAUUAUUGUUCCUACCAAAUACUACACAGUACCCACAGACCAUUUCCGUGAUUUGGGUGUAUCCAUGGUGAUAUGGGCGAAUCACAACAUGAGGGCAUCAGUUGCUGCUAUGCAGCAAACCACUCAACAGAUUUACAAGGAUCAAUCACUGGUGAAUGUGGAGGGAAAGAUUGCUCCAGUUAAAGAGAUAUUCCGUCUCCAAGGUGACAGUGAACUCAAAGAUGCUGAGAAAAUAUAUCUGCCUGAGCAAUGAACAUCUUUUUCAUUAGGUAGUUAAUAAAUUGUAGGAAUAGCUCAAAUAAACAAUUUAUUGAUGUAGAAUUUGAACUGUACAGGGAGAAGUGGUGUUGUAUGUAUUCUUGAUGUGGUCAAAUAACCAAUGAGUGAUUUAGUGAUGAUGAAAUAAUAAAACAAGAAAAAAAUUGAAAAA